AUGCCAGGGGUACCGUCCAACAAGGCUUGUGAGCGGUGUAAAAGACGCCAUAUGAAGUGUGAUGAGGGCCGUCCAGGAUGUCAAAGGUGUGCCACUGCAGGCGUAGAAUGCCCGGGAUACGUCCAAACCCGCAAGUUCAUCGACCAAGGCGCGUCGGUCAGGCGUCGCUAUGCGCCUUACGAGUCGGGUCACUCUAGUUCUACCGGUAGUUCCAAGGAAAAGACGCCGCCUCAGCAUGGUAUUAUUACAUUCGAUCAACGGCCAUUGCCAGAAUCGCAUUCCAUUGAGGGGGCCACUUCCGGUAGCAUAGCGACUACAGCAACCCAACCGAGUCCUCCAAUUGCUUCAGGGGACGUCAAAAAACCUUCUGAAAAUACUCAAAUUCGUUUUGAGUCUUCUCGGCAACGCCACCAACUCUACCAGGCUAAUAUAAUCGGUGUUGGGGACCGGGGUUCCUCGGUGCCCAGUCCUGCUACUAACAGUCCAACAUCUAUCAACGAUGCAACGGAAGUUUAUAACGGUCCUGGCAGCAGCUUUCUCGUGUCUACUGAUCACAGGCCACAGGCUUCACGGGUGCCUUCGUCUGGAGCUGCGUCUCAGAGAACCGAGGAGGAAGAGUUCCAGGAUAUUUUUGCCAAGCUAGCUACUGGGAAAGAACACGAGAUUGCUUUUCUAGUUAGACAUUUUUCCGAGACCAUCGGCUCUUGGCUCGAUCUGUCCGAUGCCACCAAGUUCUUUUCUGUCUGCGUGCCUAUCCGUGCUAUCAACAGCUCCUAUCUGAGAUAUGCUAUUGCAGCUAUUGCAGCGAAGCAUAUCGGCCGCAUAGGAGGCAAAAGGCUUGCAGAUAAUAGGGGUUUUCUACGAAGUCGGCCGGCAACUAUGGAGAUAUAUCCGAAUGCAGCCCAGGUAGACUGGCUAUUCAAGGCCACCAAUUACCAAUUUCUAGCAGUUUCACAUAUGAAUCGGGAUAUCUCAGGCGCCUACGAUUUGGUUUCCAGCUCAGCCGUGCUGGAGUCACCUAUCGAAACGCUGAGCCAAUGGCUCCAUCGUCAGAUCACUCAUCCAACAACUCCUUUGCCUUCCCCAGACUCACCUGCCGCUGCUGUUCUUUCCAAAAGGACUGAAGAUCUGCUUGCAACAGUCACAAUUCUUACAUUUUAUAGGCUGCUUGACACCAGAUUAGUGGAUUGGCAGUCGCAACUUGUCGGCAUCCGCCCAUUGUGCGAGGCUUUAUUGCAAAUGCAACAUACCUUCACAUCUAGCACCUGUCCUCGUUUCUCUCCCGGUAUCCGGGCUGCAUUCUGGGCCCUAGCUCGUCAAGAUUAUCUCGCGUCCUAUCCUACCCGUAGGCCGACACAUCUCGAUCCUGGCAACCUUGCACUCUGGCGAGCUGCAGGUAUCCCCCUUGAUGAUGUCGGGGACCUGCAUCUAUCUCAAAGCGAAACCCUGGACUCCACUCGAGAAGACCUCGCAGCAAACGGGCUCACAUGGCUCUUGUCCAAGGUCAUCAACUUUCUCGCCCAAUACAAACAGUCACAGCUCGCGCAGUGGACCGCGCCAACUCCCACAAACCCCGCCACUCACGACGCCCCCACCACAACCACCUGGUUGAAGCUAUGCUUCGACUUCCAAACUUGGCUGGAAGACCUUCCUGAGACGUUCCGCCCAAGCAUCCGCAUCGAAAAACCCAGAAACAUCGCCAAAAGCCCAGACACCAGCCAUCUCCCUUUUCCCGAGAUCUUCUACGGCCACCCCACCUGCGCCGCCGCGAUGCAGCACUACCAUUUUGGACGGAUCGCGCUCCUCCUCAACCGUCCGCCGGACGUGGUCAGCGAUCCUAGCACUGCCUUCCACCGUCUCCAGGGGUAUCGCGAGGUAACCAAGGAAGUCGACUACCGCAGCCGCGAGAUCUGCGGGAUCGCCCUGGGGAGACCUCCCGCCGCCGUGCAGAUCUAUAUCUUACCGCUCCUGUUAGCUAUUGGGCAGUGUCUUGAGACCCCGGAUGAGCACGAAAUCAUCGUCGAGUUGCUAAGGGGGAUACAGGCCGAAUCGGGGUGGGAGACUGAGUCGACAGUCACACAGUUGGAAGAGCUGUGGAGUUGCAUAUCUUAGUAACCUGCAUCAUAAAUUAAUCUUACCCGGGCGGGAAGAUCAUAGAUUCCUCGGACCAUACCAGCUGCAGGCUGUAUGUAGGCUGUACAUGGAGAAUUAUCUUAUAACAUGGAACGAGUCGGACAGUAACUAUAUCCAAUGACAAUGACAGAACAUCCGUC
This is a messenger RNA of Penicilliopsis zonata CBS 506.65, 2273 nucleotides long. RefSeq lists its product as hypothetical. The coding region runs from base 1 to 2112 and encodes 703 amino acids. The record is from RefSeq and is a predicted model, not a curated record. The transcript has 5 exons. Gene Ontology annotation, biological process: positive regulation of transcription by RNA polymerase II. NCBI's taxonomy places the organism in Eukaryota, Fungi, Ascomycota, Eurotiomycetes, Eurotiales, Aspergillaceae. Gene Ontology annotation, molecular function: zinc ion binding; DNA-binding transcription factor activity, RNA polymerase II-specific; transcription cis-regulatory region binding. Gene Ontology annotation, cellular component: nucleus.